AGCGGCUUGCAGCUCGAACGAACCGAAAGGGGGACAAGUAAUUCGACCGGCGGGGUGAAGAAACCUUUACUUUGUUAUGGCGGCAGGUGCUCCCCCUUCGCCUCGGUUUGAGUCGGACAAGGAAGACGGUGAGGACUCCAAGACCCGCAAGCUGAUCUUUGAAGGACUCGACGCCGCGGCGAAAUGCGAGGGCGUCGACGUGGACAAGCGCAUGCUGGAAGGGCGUAAGGCCAACCGCGGCUUCACCAUCUCGGCUGGGACCAGCGCCGACCCGGACUUCAGCUCCCUUCGCAACUCCAAGCGUGCACAGACGCUGCCCGCGGACUGCUCGCGCCGCGGCGACUUCGAGAUGAGCGAGGACAGCAAGAAGCAGCUGGAAGAGAUGCAGAAGCACCUGCUGGCGCGGUACCGCCAUGGCUCGGUGAGCGUUGUCUUCGAUGUGGUGCCUCAGGAGGUGUUGGACGAGACAUUCAAGAACAAGGUGGUGGGCCACAGCCACGGAAUCAUCACGGAGGGCCAGCAGCACGGGGACGAACGCGAGCGCGUGAGCUACGGCACCAUCCCCUUGGACCCGCCUCCGCUGAUCGCCUGCCAGAAGGGCUGCAAGGGCUUCAAGGACACCUCGCCGAAUCAGGAUAACUUCAGCAUCACGCAUUUCAAGAGCGGGUACACCCUGAUCUGCACCUUCGAUGGCCAUGGGCCUUUCGGCCACAUUGUUUCAACACGUACAGUUCAAACAGUGCCGUGGUUCAUGGUCAACGAAAGCGGCUUCGGCAACGACACCAUCAACGAGGCUGACAUCGAGAAGGCCCUGAUCAACGCCUUCGAGAAGGCGCAGAAGGACGUGGUCGCCCACUCCCUGGAGAACGACUGGGACGUGCAGGCCAGCGGCAGCACAGCGGUGGCGGCGCUCUUCAAGGGCAACAAGGUGUGGACGGCCAACGCAGGAGACUCCCGCUGCGCCAUAGGCUCUGAGGCCGACAAGAAGGUCAUUUUUGAAACGGAGGAUCACAAGCCGCAAACUGAGAAGGAGCAAAGCUCGAAUCGAGUCCAUGGGAGGAGAAGUUCGCUCGCAGACGUACCCGGACGGAUGGGUGAACCACCGCAUCUUCAUCAAGGGCAAGGAGACUACCCCGGUCUCUGCAUGGCUCGCACGCUGGGCGACCAGUCGGUGAAGGACCACGGGGUUUGCGCAACCCCCGAGGUGGCACUCACAACGGUGGACCUCUCCAAGAAGGUGUUCUUCAUCAUCGCGAGCGAUGGCGUGUGGGAGUUCUUGGACUCUCAGUUCGUCGUGAAGGCUGUGGCCAAGAAGAUCCAAUCCGAUGGCCCCGCCAAGACCCUGGAGAAGCUGCAGCGCGAGGCCAAGAAGCGAUGGAAGGCGGAGGAAGGCGACUACUGCGACGACAUCACUUCUGUCCUGGUGCAGUUGCGCUGAGUCGCGUUGAAUCUGCACGUGAUCAAAAUAGAUCUUCGAGCUUCCUCCUCCUCCAUUUGAGGGGCGAGCACUAAUUCCGCCGUGUGGCGCAAUGCCGCGGCGUGCUUUUUGGGUCUGCAAACGGCAAGGCUGACACAAGUUUCACCAGGACUGCAUCGCGACAUGCUCGAAUCGAACGUUGUUC
Effrenium voratum is the source of this 1622-nucleotide messenger RNA. NCBI's taxonomy places the organism in Eukaryota, Dinophyceae, Suessiales, Symbiodiniaceae. The record is from the annotation of a GenBank genome assembly.